AUGUGGCUUCAGAACCUGCUUCUCCUGGGCACUGUGGCCUGCAGCAUCUCUGCACCCACCGGCCGAUCCAACGCUGUCACUCAGCCCAUGCAGCAUGUUUAUGCCAUCAAGGAGGCCCUGAAACUUCUGAAGCAGAGUAAUGACCGUGCUGCUGUGCUGAAUGAAAUGGUAGAAGUCGUCUCUAAAAGGUUUGACCCCCAGGAGCCAACGUGCCUGCGGACCCGCCUGGAGCUGUAUAAGCGGGGCCUACGGGGUAGCAUCGUUAAUCUCAAGGGCCUCUUGACCAUGAUGGCCAGCCACUACAACCCAUCGUGCGCCCCCACCCCACACAAGGCAAUUUCCUGUGAAACCCACUUUAUCACCUUCAAAAGUUUCAAAGAGAACCUGAAGAAUUUUCUGGAAGACAUCCCCUUAGACUGCUGGGACUAA
Molecule: messenger RNA, 429 nt
Organism: Condylura cristata (star-nosed mole)
Lineage: Eukaryota; Metazoa; Chordata; Mammalia; Eulipotyphla; Talpidae
Gene: CSF2
Product: colony stimulating factor 2 (granulocyte-macrophage)
Exons: 4
Coding region: 1-429 (142 amino acids)
Biological process (GO): myeloid cell differentiation; immune response
Cellular component (GO): extracellular region
Molecular function (GO): granulocyte macrophage colony-stimulating factor receptor binding; growth factor activity; cytokine activity
Source: RefSeq, a predicted model, not a curated record